AUGAAAUAAGUGAUGAAAAACUAUACAAUAACAACUUUUGUUCUGCUGGGACUGACAGAUGAUCCUGAGCUACAGGUGCUGAUUUUUAUCUUUCUAUUUCUCGCUUACAUACUGAGUGUAACUGGAAACCUGACCAUCGUCACACUCACAUUUGUGGAUUCCCAUCUUAAAACACCCAUGUACUUUUUCUUAAAAAAUUUCUCCUUCUUGGAGAUCUCACUCACAUCUUCUUAUAUUCCCAGAUACCUGUAUAGCAUAGCAACAGGUGACAAGGUCAUUACCUAUAAUGCUUGUUUCAUCCAAGUGUUUAUCUCUGACCUGUGUGGAAUAACAGAAUUUUAUCUGUUGGCCGCUGUGUCCUUUGACCGCUACGUGGCCAUCUGCAAACCCCUGCAUUAUGUGACCAUCAUGAGCAGCCGAGUCUGCAGGAUUCUCAUCAUCUCUUGCUGGAUGGCUGGUCUCUGUAUUUUAAUCCCACCAUUUAUCCUGAAUUUAAAUCUAAAAUUUUGUGACUCUAACAGGAUUGAUCAUUUUGGCUGUGAUGCAUUUCCUUUAGUGGAAAUCUCGUGCUCAGACACAUGGUUGAUGGAACAGAUCGUUAUAAUUUGUGCUGUGCUGACCCUGAAUAUGACUCUUACUUUUGUGGUUCUGUCAUAUGCUCAUAUCAUCAAGACAAUUUUUAGGUUCCCUUCUGUUCAGCAAAGGAAAAAGGCUUUUUCAACCUGUUCUUCACACAUGAUUGUGGUUUCGCUUACCUAUGGCACCUGCAUUUUCAUCUACAUGAAUCCUACAGCAAAGGAAGAAGUGACCAUUAAAAAAGUGGUUUCACUGCUUAUUUUUUCUGUUUCGCCUACGUUGAACCCAUUUAUUUAUACCUUGAGAAACAAUCAAGUUAAGGAAGCCUUUAAGGACUCAAUCAAAAGAACUGCCUUGCUCUCAACUAAGUAA
Messenger RNA from Camelus dromedarius (Arabian camel), 948 nucleotides. RefSeq names its product olfactory receptor 6C2-like. The coding region runs from base 13 to 948 and encodes 311 amino acids. The record is from RefSeq and is a predicted model, not a curated record. Gene Ontology annotation, cellular component: membrane. Gene Ontology annotation, biological process: G protein-coupled receptor signaling pathway. The transcript has a single exon. Gene Ontology annotation, molecular function: olfactory receptor activity; G protein-coupled receptor activity. NCBI's taxonomy places the organism in Eukaryota, Metazoa, Chordata, Mammalia, Artiodactyla, Camelidae.